This is a messenger RNA of Linum trigynum, 4549 nucleotides long. Lineage: Eukaryota; Viridiplantae; Streptophyta; Magnoliopsida; Malpighiales; Linaceae. The record is from the annotation of a GenBank genome assembly.
UAAAUUGCUUGUGAUGUAACACGAAAAGUGAACGAGUUGGUUGAUCAUCGAAAGGGUCGGAUCCGCCCAUAUUAGAAUGGAAAGAUUUGCUCCAUAUAUGAAGUCCACCUAGAAAUCUCGAACAGAAAGUCUUAAAAAAACAGCUGUGAAAAGGCCCGCACACAAAAACAACACCAUGUAUAAAAAGAAAACUCAUGCAAAGGGAAGGGAAGGAAAGGAAAAGAGCACUCCGCUUUGGGAAAAAGUUUGUGUGGAGUGGAGAUAACUGUUGUCAAAUGUGGAUCGCUGAUAUUACGAUUGAUCCAACAACCCAAUUUCCGUAUCUACAACAAAAAUAUGAUCAUCCAUUUUUUCUCCACGGAUACGGGAUCGUCCUCAUCGGUCCACAAUCACUUGCAGAACAGUGAUCGAACAGGGAGAAGUUAGAGUGUUAACUUCACAAGAGUUAGCACGUCGUACUAAUUACUCUAAUCGCCAUCCAUUAUUUUAAGUGGAAUCAUUAUUUGAUAAAAAAAAUGGCUUAUUUAGUAUUUCAAAAAAAUUAAAAUGAAUUAAACUAUAAAUUAUCUUUCCUCUCUCCCGUUUUUGUUAGCUAGCGACUUUUGACCAGUUUUUUUUUUUUUACUAAAUCCAUUACUGCUUCAAUUAGUAGUGAUUUUGGCCUAUAGUAGUGAUUUUCAUGGUUAGUAGUAGUGAUUUAAGAAUUUUUAAUCAAUAGUGAUGGAUGCUUUUGGAAGUUUCUUAAUCAAUAGUGAUGGAUGCUUUUGGAAGCUGAAAGCAGUGUUUUUACUUUUGACAAUAUUCGGCAGUGAUUUUCAUGUAACUAGUAGCGAUUUAACAUAUUCUAAUUUGUAAUAAUUGAUUGUAAAAAGCACUACCAACUAAAAAAACUACUAUAAUUAUGCAAACCACUAUUAAAAUUUGAUGAAAUCAAUGCGUAAAAAUCACUAACACAUAAUUACUACCUACAAAUUACUACUACCCUAAUGAUCACUCAUAAGUAACAUUCAAUUGUAGCAUAUGAGAAAUUUGGGUCGCCAACUUCACUUGAAUCAAAAAAUAAAUACAAAUUGCGGUGAGCGUGGAUCGAACACGCGACCUUCAGAUCUUCAGUCUGACGCUCUCCCAACUGAGCUAUCCCCGCCUGUUGAUAUUGAUUGCUCGUAGACCUAUAUAUUCAUUGUUACUAACAAAUGGGAACCUCCUACUUCUCCAAGUUCUCCAUCGUAGUCGCAACAACAUUUCGGCUACUACAACUCCUCCGCCGCCCAGAAACAGAGCACCCCACUUCUCAUUGAUGCUUUCUUUGAUAUCCUCUGGGAAAUAAGGCCUCGUUUGGAACCUCCGAUUUCAGACGUUGUAUUCUCGUUAUACAUGUAUUCUAUAGAAUGCAAUGUUUUUUGACUUGAUGUAAUAACAACAUGCAUGUAUUCAUAAUCCAUAAAUGACGUAUAGUAAAUCUUACAUUUUUUGUGAGAUUUUAGUAUUCAAAGUUCAUUUAAACUAUAAUCCACGCGUUCUUUUAUGGUUUCCAAACAAUGAAUUUUCAAAACCACACUUUCUUAGCAUACACAUAAUCUUUAAUACACACAUUCUUGUAAUACAUCAUUUCCAAAAUCAAAGGUUUCAAACGACCCCUAUCAAUAUGGAGAACAUAGAGAAGGCAUAACACAUAAUACAACGUAUUGCAACUUGCAAAGAUUAAAGCUAAUCAUGUGUUGUUUGACAGGAUACAUCCCACGGAGGCAAGAUAUCGAUAAUUGAUCGGCAAGUGAUGGAUGUUAUCGUUGAUGCUCGACAGGGAAACAAUGCGGUCUAGUUCAAAUUUGGCCAUAUAUAUGGUGCAUGGUUCAUAUCAAAAGAUGGAGUACAAAUCACAAAUUAGGGUAAAUAAUAGACAGUCCAAAUCAAACCACGCCUGGUGAGGUAUGGUUGGAUCAGGUUGAGCAAAAAUGAACAAUUUUAUGGCCCACCUUACCCAAAAUCCAACCAAGAAUACAGAAAAAUCUAAUUUUUGGUUUAAACCUAAAUUUCACAACGCAUCCAUAAUUAAUUUUAUACCCUAAAUCGAACUAAAUAGCAAAGUCACAAAGUUAGACCAACCCAACUUCCACCACGAUGCCAUAAAUCGUCUCCAUCCUUUAAGAGAGUAUGAUAUGUGAAUGAAGAAUGAGAUGAGAUUCAUAAUUAUGGUUGAGACUUGAGUCUCGUUGAGGACUAGGGCAAGUGGGUUGCUAGUAUGAAUUUGUAAGUGGGUUGGGUCCACACGAUCUGAUCGAUUCAAUAGAUUGUGGUUUGGGCCAUACCAGAUCAUAAGAUCAAACAUCUCAUAACAUAAAUCGGGACCAAACCAAACUACCUUUAACGAUCUACAACCAUAGUCAAAUUGUACCAUUCGAUUUGAUUCAUAAUUUUACAAACAGUUUGAUAUAUUUUCCCAGAAGUUCUUAGAAGUACGUGGGACCCAUGAAAGUGAGGCAAUUAGUUUCCACGUAAUUAGCUUGUCAAUUCAUGCAAGGUCCACUAGUAUUCUAAUUUUCAGACAGAAGCCAGAAACUAACCAAAAGUUGGUAUAGAGUGUUAUAAUAAUAUAGUUAUUAGGCCAGUAGUGGAGGCUGAAGUUGUAGCAUGCAAUGGACUAGUAGAAAAAGAGUUCAAUUGACAGACAAAUUGGCCUAUUAGCUCAGCUGGUUAGAGCGUCGUGCUAAUAACGCGAAGGUCACAGGUUCGAGACCUGUAUGGGCCAGGUUUUUUCGACUAUUUUUCAUUUUCUGUGAGACCAUUUUUUUCGACUAUUUUCCAUUUUUCUGUGAGACCAUUAAUCAUAUAUGUUGAGUCCUUGUGAAUGUAAGGUCAUUCGUUUGUUUUUUUAGAGCCCAAAAACUUUCUAUAAUUAAGCUACUCCUCCUUGCGGAACCAUUAAUCAUAUAUGUUGAGUCUAAUCCAACGAGUAGCUAUAUUGUCACGUUUUCCUCAUUUCCUCAGUCCUCCCUAAUACGAGGAAGCAAAGAUAUAACAAUCCUAUCUAUCUGUCUAUCUAUCGACAAUUAACUGCAUAUAUGGUAAUUUGAACAACGAACCACCUUGCUUUUUGUGAAGUCGACGAAAUUUCUAAACAACCUACUAUGUUGUAGUACAGGCAUGAUGGUCGCUAACUCUGUUACGAUAAAUGACACAUUCAACCAAAUCCACCGAAAAUCCCGUUUGAAAAGUAAAAACCGAAACCCCCCGAGCUAAUCGCCCUCCACUAUAUUUCCUUACGUUUUACUCACUUCACUCUCAACCUAUAUAAAGCCUUCAACAAACUAAUCUAGCUAAUUGACUAGUUUAUUUAUGGCAUCAUUAGCCAUGGCGUCUUCCCUUUCUGCUUCUUCAUUUCGAUUGUAUAUGGACCUCCGUCGACUCUCAUCGCUGUUCAUGACGACGAUGGUGGUGGCGGUGAUGACGAGCUGCUCGGAGGGUCAAAUGGUCCCGGCGGCGUUCGUGUUUGGUGACUCGGUGGUGGACGUCGGGAACAACAACCACCUCCUCUUCUCGAUAGCCAAAUCCAAUUACCCACACUACGGUGUCGAUUUUGCGUAUAGCGAACCCACCGGACGCUUCUCCAACGGCAAGAUCCCUUCCGAUUUGGUCGCUGAAAAACUUGGCCUGCCAUCCCCGCCGCCGUAUUUAUCGAUCAGGCACAUCUGGCAGAACAUUAACAAGAAUGUGUCUAAGCUCGGGUUCGGGUUCGGGUCCAUCCCCUUGACCGGUUUGAACUUCGCUUCCGCUGGUUGCGGUGUGUUGAAGAACACUGGAUCCAUUUUCGGGGUUCACAUUUCGCUGGAGGAGCAAGUUGAUUACUAUGCCAAGGUCUACUCCACUCUGUUGAAGCUCCGAGGGUACGACCGGACCGAAAACAUAGUGAGCAAAGCCUUGUUCCUGGUGGUGAUCGGCAGCAACGACAUGCUCAACUACUACGAUUCCGACAGUCUUCGCGAGAAGUUCGCCCCCCAAGAUCGUUCCAACCAGACAGCCUCCAAGCUCGUAGAGCUGCUCGAGAGGUUAUACGCGUAUGGAGCUCGUAGAUUCGCCCUCACAGGGCUCCCUGCGCUCGGAUGUGCUCCUGCAAGAAGGCUCCAUGUCAAGAAUCAAGAGUGCGACGAGGAGUUGAAUUCCAUGUGUGAUGCGUACAACCGAAUGCUCAAGCCAAUGCUGCAACAGUUCAAAUCCAAGCACAAGGGUGUCAGCUACACGUACUUCGACGCCUAUACUUUCUUCCUAGAUGUCAUCAACAAUGCAUCUCACUAUGGAUUUAGUGAGACCAAGGCUGCAUGUUGUGGGGUUGGAGAAUUGGAAGCUGAAUUCCUUUGCACUCCCUUCUCGGACUAUUGCGAGGACAGAAACAAGUACAUGUUCUUUGACAGGAUUCAUCCCACAGAGGCGAUGUACCGCCACGUGGUGGAUGCCAUUAUCGACGGUCCGUCGAAAUACGUAGCACCGAUGAACAUCAGGAAAUUAGUUUCUGGGCAUGCUUCUUAGAGCAGAGGAAGAAAACCAGCAGAAGGAA